AUGUCAUAUCCUCCGCCUCCAGGCUCAGGUUACAAACCUUCCACCCCUGCCUCACUACCUCCCCGGCCGCCGCCGCCAACAGCCAACCCUGCGCUCGCCUUCAAGCCGGCGUCAAUCGCCUCCUCCAAACCUGCUUUUGCAGGCUUCGCACCACGAUCCGUGGCUUCGAACAACUUCCGCACCAGCAGCCCAGCUCAGUACACGGCAUCCCCGGCCGCAUCAUACCCCGCUGCCCCUCAAUAUCCAGGACAGCCACAAUAUGAUAGUCCGUACUCGGGGCCCCCUCAAAUCCGCAAUCCCUUCGUACCGCCUUCAGAUACCUCUUCUGCAGCGAGCGGCUUCCCCCCUGGCUAUGAUCCUGAAUAUGAGGCACAAAUACAGCAGUGGCAGAGCGCUUACUUGAACAAAGAUGGUCCUACUCCGUCUACAUCAUUACCAAAACCGGCAGGGACACAAAGCCUACCCACCAAAACAGACACCAUCAAACAAGAUGAUACUCCAAAGACGGUCCAACGCGCGGGAGGAGGUUCUACAUGGACCGACCCGACCUUGCUCGAGUGGGACCCAGCGCACUUUCGCAUCUUCGUGGGCAAUCUUGCGGGGGAGGUGACUGACGAGUCACUGCUCAAGGCCUUUUCUCAGUAUCCUUCUGUGCAAAAGGCGAGGGUCAUUCGUGAUAAACGCACUACAAAGUCCAAAGGCUACGGUUUCGUGAGUUUUUCAGACGGAGACGACUACUUCCGUGCCGCCCGAGACAUGAAUGGCAAGUAUGUCGGAAGUCAUCCGAUCGUGGUUAAAAAGGCCGUCACAGAUGUGCGUCCUACAACACAGAAGCAGAACAAGGGCAAGGGAGGAGCCGGCGGACAUGGCAAGGUGCAACAUGGUGGCGUGAAUAAGAAGCAGCCGAAGACAAAGGGAGGAUUGAAGGUCUUGGGUUGA
This is a messenger RNA of Exophiala spinifera, 939 nucleotides long. RefSeq lists its product as uncharacterized. The transcript has a single exon. Gene Ontology annotation, molecular function: mRNA binding. Lineage: Eukaryota; Fungi; Ascomycota; Eurotiomycetes; Chaetothyriales; Herpotrichiellaceae. Bases 1 to 939 code for a protein of 312 amino acids. The record is from RefSeq and is a predicted model, not a curated record.